Macrobrachium nipponense is the source of this 1166-nucleotide messenger RNA. RefSeq names its product complement component 1 Q subcomponent-binding protein, mitochondrial-like (gene P32). The coding region runs from base 118 to 891 and encodes 257 amino acids. Lineage: Eukaryota; Metazoa; Arthropoda; Malacostraca; Decapoda; Palaemonidae. The record is from RefSeq and is a predicted model, not a curated record. Gene Ontology annotation, cellular component: mitochondrial matrix. Gene Ontology annotation, biological process: cytosolic ribosome assembly. The transcript has 5 exons.
CUUCAGAAGGGAAGAAGAAGAACGCCAAUAAUUCGGCUGAGUAAAGGUUGAGAAGAAGCCGGGUCUUCUAGAAGUCGUGCUGUUUACAUUCGAUAGAUUUGUUGCUUCCAGUUCACAAUGAGUCUGUUUAGCCGGGCCCUUAUGCGUUUUCAACCCAGUGUUUUGGGAGGUCUAACUGUGAGAGGGACUCAGGCGUCCACUAGGACAAUUGCUCGAAGUUUGGUAGGCCUCUGCUCGAACAGACGACCACAACGUGAAUUCCCGUCAUCCACAUUGUGUUCGUGUGGAUGUGGUAUCCACGGCAUCCACACCAGAGGUGAUAGGGAACUUGUUGAAUUUUUACAAGAAGAAAUUGCAGCUGAAAAGAAGUCUAUGUCUCCUGGUUUGCCUUCACAUCUUGAUGACUUUUCCGUUAAAGGACGUGAUGCAGAAUUAACACUGACAAAAAAUUUUCAUGAUGAGCAGAUAACCAUCACACUAAAUGUAAAUCAUACAGUGGACACAGAAGGUCCAGUUGAAGGGACACAAGAACCUGAUUUAAGGAGUCGGCCAAGUUUUGAAGUUGAUAUUAAAAUUGGAUCAAAAGUUAUGUCAUUCACAUGCUCUUACGUCAAUCCAGGGGAAGCUUUAGCAGAAGAUCAGGGUCAGAAUGAAGAUGUGUUUGGCAUCAAUGAAUUAACCAUAUAUGAAGGAGAAUGGGAUGAAGAAACAUACUGCGUUUCUGGAGACAUUUUGGAUGGGAUGAUGUAUGACUUGCUUAUGAAUAUGUUGGAAGAGCGUGGGGUCUCGAAUGAAUUUGCUGAGAAACUCAGCUCCCUCUGCUCCGAUUAUGAACAUUCUUUGUAUGUCAACUUGCUCCAGAAUGUGCAGGAUUUUGUCAAGAGAAAAUAGAACUUCUGAUAUAAAAAAAUUAGUAAAGUUUUUUUUCAUGAACUUUGGCUAACAGGCAUUUUAAAUUGGCCACAUGCUUAAUAUGGUGCAUGGAUAGUUGAAAUAUGUAAAUAUUGUUUAUGGAAUUUUUUAUUCUAACCAAUGUUGAUUGGAAUAUUAAAAAUGAUGCCAUGAUUAUAUGAAACAUACUUGUGAAUGUUAUGUGACCUAAAUGUUAUAUGUACAAAUGUUAUUGUAACAUAAUUUGCUCUUUCGUAAUAAACUUGAAAAAUUAA